AAAGCAGCUGUAAUUAUAUCAAUUUUGCUCCACAGUUCCAACGAGCAUUGCAAUGCAAUGCAAGCCAAAAAUGCGUUCUAUCUUGCAGCGAGCCGGGCAUCCAAAUCGGUCCGAGAGUGGGCUGCACAUGCAGGCCUUGCAGUCUCACCAAAGUCCACCGAAAACAUUCGGAACUCAUUAAUGAGGACGCAGAAAAUUAUGAACAUGGAACUUGGACGUACCAGGGUACUCAAUCUCGCUUAUGACAACUGCGACUUCAAAUUUGGAGUCGGUCAGUCAACAGAUCUCAAUGAACGCACCUUUGAGAGCAUCACCACCGGCAUGUUCCUUGAUCCCCCUAGUCAAGUGCUCCCAGAACACCUCGAGUAUGCCGAGAUGUUGUGGGAUCGCCACCACAAUAACCCAGAUGCCACAAAUCCC
Molecule: messenger RNA, 420 nt
Organism: Cantharellus anzutake
Lineage: Eukaryota; Fungi; Basidiomycota; Agaricomycetes; Cantharellales; Hydnaceae
Exons: 1
Source: RefSeq, a predicted model, not a curated record